Molecule: messenger RNA, 1545 nt
Organism: Lagenorhynchus albirostris (white-beaked dolphin)
Lineage: Eukaryota; Metazoa; Chordata; Mammalia; Artiodactyla; Delphinidae
Gene: CHRM1
Product: cholinergic receptor muscarinic 1
Exons: 2
Coding region: 166-1545 (459 amino acids)
Biological process (GO): regulation of locomotion; saliva secretion; adenylate cyclase-inhibiting G protein-coupled acetylcholine receptor signaling pathway
Cellular component (GO): plasma membrane; synapse; dendrite
Molecular function (GO): G protein-coupled serotonin receptor activity; G protein-coupled acetylcholine receptor activity
Source: RefSeq, a predicted model, not a curated record
CCUGAAUCCCACCACCCCCAUCCACCUUCAACCCCUCCAAGAUGGACUGAACCAGGCUGCUGGCCCGAUGGACAAGCAGGAUACCAAGGUGAUGACCGCCCCCAAGGAAGGCCUGUACUGUGACUAGAGGAAGGGGCUGUCCCCCAUCGACCCCGCCCAGCCACCAUGAAUACCUCAGCCCCACCCGCCGUCAGCCCCAACAUCACCGUCCUGGCACCGGGAAAGGGUCCCUGGCAAGUGGCCUUCAUCGGGAUCACCACGGGCCUCCUGUCACUGGCCACGGUGACCGGCAACCUGCUGGUACUCAUCUCCUUCAAGGUCAACACGGAGCUCAAGACGGUCAACAACUACUUCCUGCUGAGCCUGGCCUGUGCCGACCUCAUCAUUGGCACCUUCUCCAUGAACCUCUACACCACGUAUCUGCUCAUGGGCCACUGGGCUCUGGGCACGCUGGCCUGUGACCUCUGGCUGGCCCUGGACUACGUGGCCAGCAACGCCUCGGUCAUGAACCUGCUGCUCAUCAGUUUUGACCGCUACUUCUCCGUGACCCGGCCCCUGAGCUACCGCGCCAAGCGCACACCCCGCCGGGCGGCCCUGAUGAUCGGCCUGGCCUGGCUGGUUUCUUUCGUCCUCUGGGCCCCAGCCAUCCUCUUCUGGCAGUACCUGGUAGGGGAGCGGACGGUGCUGGCCGGGCAGUGCUAUAUCCAGUUCCUGUCCCAGCCCAUCAUCACCUUUGGCACAGCCAUGGCUGCCUUCUACCUCCCCGUCACGGUCAUGUGCACGCUCUACUGGCGCAUCUACCGGGAGACAGAGAACCGGGCCCGGGAGCUGGCGGCCCUGCAGGGCUCCGAGACGCCGGGGAAGGGGGGCGGCAGCAGCAGCAGCUCAGAGAGGUCCCAGCCAGGGGCUGAGGGCUCCCCGGAGACCCCUCCAGGGCGCUGCUGCCGCUGCUGCCGGGCCCCCCGGCUGCUCCAGGCCUACAGCUGGAAAGAGGAGGAGGAGGAUGAAGGCUCCAUGGAGUCCCUCACGUCCUCGGAGGGUGAGGAGCCCGGCUCUGAGGUGGUGAUCAAGAUGCCCAUGGUGGACCCCGGGGCGCAGGCCCCCCCCAAGCAGCCGCCCCGGAGCUCCCCGAAUACGGUCAAGAGGCCGACCCGGAAGGGGCGUGAGCGAGCGGGCAAGGGCCAGAAGCCCCGUGGGAAGGGGCAGCUGGCCAAGCGGAAGACCUUCUCGCUGGUCAAGGAGAAGAAGGCGGCUCGGACCCUGAGCGCCAUCCUGCUGGCCUUCAUCCUCACCUGGACACCGUACAACAUCAUGGUGCUGGUGUCCACUUUCUGCAAGGACUGUGUCCCCGAGACCCUGUGGGAGCUGGGCUACUGGCUGUGCUACGUCAACAGCACCAUUAACCCCAUGUGCUACGCGCUCUGCAACAAGGCCUUCCGGGACACCUUCCGCCUGCUGCUGCUCUGCCGCUGGGACAAGCGUCGCUGGCGCAAGAUCCCCAAGCGCCCCGGCUCUGUGCACCGCACCCCCUCCCGCCAAUGCUGA